AGUCCUACUCCUGCCCAGAAAUAAUUUUCUCUGUUGCUCAGCUCAGUCAUGUCUUCAAAAUUAAAUCAACCAUUUCUUACACUGUCUCCAUUUCAUACAGUUUGUCAUUUUCCAUCCUUUUUGCCUUCCAGAACCUCUUUCUUGUCUGCUUAUCCCCCCUUUUCAAAUGUUGCUGGUAAGCCACAACAUAUUCUGUAUUUGUAAGGUCCUGAAAAUGAUGCAGGCACCCAUUUAUCUCCGUAGGAUGAAAUUUACCCCCAUUUAUCUCUUUAGUAUGUUAUAGAUUUUUUUUCUCAUUGUAGAGGUAAAGUUAGGCAAAUAUAAAGUCAGAGAAAUAUUAAACAUGUCAGUCAGCAUGGGCUAGGACCAUGUCACAGUUCUGUUCACAGAAUAGAAGACAUGGAGUCUUUCCUCCUGGAAGACAUCAGUUCCUUGAUACAGAAUAAGGAUGAGAGAAUCCCCUCACCAAUGAUUGUUCCCCUUUGCCAUUUGAUCAUAUCAAUGGACAGGAAUGACACAGACAAUGAAGUAUUUGCCUCUUUGGAGAAGAUGGUGGAGGAACUGGCUCAUGCUAGUGAAGAGUUUGUGCAAGUUGUCAAAAGACUGAAGAUGUAUCCGUCCUGGCGGGCAGGAGACUCUGAGGAGGAAAUGCGGCCUGUUGCCGGGUCUCUGAUCCUGGCUGGAAGGGACAUCAUGCUGGUAGCCCAGAAGCUCCAUCUUCAGCCGGAGUGUCAGAGCCUCAGGGAGGAGCUAGUGAUCACAGCUCAGCAGAUUCUGAGGCUGAUUCAGGCAGAGCUGGCUGGCUCGCUGGAAAAUUGGAAGAAGCAGAGCCAGAGGGCGUGGGCCUGGGCUUGGGAGAAGGAGGGGAAAGAAGGGCAGGUUCCUGAAAGUGUCUGGGCACCAGCCAUGCACAGGGUGCCAACGAGAGCCGUCCAAACGGGCAGAGCCAGGAAGGACUUCAAAGGCACUUCCCGGACCGGCCAUCCGGAGGGCGCAUCCUCCUCACCCCACAGGAAGGCCUUCCUAAGUGCCCCUCAGCACCCGUCCCUGACCUCAUCGGUCCCCACGGCUGACGGCUCCUGUUCUGGACUGCAGUUCCUCCGGCCGGGCGCGCCACGGCCUCGGCCCCGGGCGUUAGGGGACGGGACGGGGCGGGAGGCGGCGGGGCGGUCGCUGUGGCUCGGAAGCUGCAGCUGCCCCGGCAGGUCCUGCCUCUGGAGGCCGCGGGGUUGGGGCGCCGGGUUCCCGGUGGGCCAGGUCCCCCUCCAAGCGGCGACAUCCCCCGCUGGCUGCCCGCGUCAGGCCCAGGCCCCGCCACCCCACCGCAGAAUCUACAGCCCCUCCCUGCCCCUUACCGCGACCAGGUGCUCAGAGAGGCUUGUUGGGCCGCGCUUUGCUGCCCCCGAUCACAACGGGGCGCGACGGGCAGACCUCCCUGGCGGGCCUCGGUCCCCGAGCCCCCGGCCUGGUCUGGACUGGAGCCCUGGUGCCCUCGGGGCGCUGCUGCGGCCGUGCGCCAGGGCAUCGGAGCGCCUCCUGGCCUGUCUGGACGAUUUCUCCACAGUCCCUCCCGAGUUCCUGAGCGGGUCUGUUCAGGAAAUGACCGAGCACAGGGCGGUGAGGGGUGGGGAGUCCGGAGAGCUUCCCCGGCUCGUGGCACAUUUACAGGGUCGGGCUUCACACGUAGUGUGGGUGGUGAGCAGGAGGUAUGUGGACCAACAUCGAGUUCCCAUUUUCCGGAACGGCCUGAGAGUCCUCACCCAGCAGCUGCAGCAGUCUUCCCCGGGCCUGAGGGCUGCUGCCCAGUGUGGUUUAGGUGGGCACAGCCCUCAGGACACAGAUGGAGUUUUAACCUUGACCAAACAUGUGAUCUAUUCGGCUCGGAGCAUCCAGCAGGGGCUGGACAGGACUAAGCAUGCAGAUAUCCUCAGCGCCCUUCAGGACCAAGCCCGAAGGUGUAGCAUUGCCAACACACAGACUUACUUCAUUCUCUCUGGCCUCCAGAACUCCACAGCUCCAGCACUGAAACACCAGGCGGUGUUUCAGUUGGGGAAAAGGGACCCAGGUACCUCCUCUCCAUGGAGGGACAUUCUUUCCCACCCCUUGAUUCCACAUGGGGGGAUCAUGCCAUGCCCUGCCACCAGCAAACACACCCUUGCUAGAGAGAGCCAGAGCCACCAGGCAGUGAUCUCAGCUAGCACCAGCCUGCAGGGGCAGAAUGUGGAUGCGGCUAAAGACACCUUGGCUGGGGAGGGACUAUGGGGGUUAGAGAGCAUGACUGGACUCCAAGAAAGACCAACACUGGCAUCUUCUAUUAUUGACCUAGCAAGGGCACAUUGCAUAACUGCCAGAACUGAUAGGCUUCUGGAAAUGGCUCUCUAGUUGUCUGGGUGAACCAGGGAAACCAGGCAGGCUUUGGUAGCCAUGGCUGGUGACUGGUACCCUCUAUGUCAACAGCUAUUUUGUCACGACCCAGAAGCUGAUCUUCCAGGGAGCAUGGCAGUGUUCGUGGAGGUGCAGCAGAAUUUAGCCUCAAUGGUUCAACUAGCAGCCAAAAGUGAGCCUAUGGGUAACAAGGACUGUAAUUCAACUGGGCAUCGAGAAGCACAUUUACAAAUGUGAGGCAGAUUGGAGGAGGUGGAGACCCGCACUAAACAGUGUUUGGACAUGGCUCUGGCCUCUGGUGGCUUCCAUGAAAUGUGGGAGGAGAGCAUUGAGAACGGCUGCCUUCUGUGGUCAGUGGCUGUCCAAGACUUGCUCCAGUGCUUGGAGAAGGUCAGCAGCCACGGGCCUCUUCCUACAGCCCUGAGACAGGCCGUGAAGGACCAGCAGAGGCUGCAGGAAGGGCUGGCUCAGGCAACUCAUGUUUCUCAGAGGCUGCCAGGCUGUCUGCUACUGUGCGGGAAUGACCAAGUAAAGGGUAAGGUCUCCCUUCUGGGCAGGGAAGUACACGUGCUCACAGAUGCCCGGCUGGAUGUGGCACAGAUCCCGGCCUCCUCCCCCAAGCCAUCUCCAAGCCGGUCCACGUGCUUUGAACUUCUCUGCUUGGAGCUCACCCUUCGAGCCAAGGCCCUGACCAGCCACCUCAGCAGCAUCAGUGCAGACUGUGAAUCUGCCUUCCUAGAUGCCUUCUUCCCAAGGUUCUCUGCCUGCAAAGACCCCCAAACAGGGCCAGAGAGCUCCCUGGAAAGAAUGGUGUCUGGCAUCCAAGCUGCGCAGGGAAUUGUGGCAGGAGAUCAGGAGUCUGAGUCCUGCCAGAAAGACUUUCUUGUGACUCUGGAGGACAUUCUUGUCCUCACCAGAAAGGUGGCCCAGAGGGUCCCUGUGCUCCGAGAGCACCCAGAGGAGAGGGGAAUGCACAUCCUGGACUGGCUGUGGUGGGAGCGGGCAGCCAAGGCCCACCAUGCUGUGGCCCAGCUCCAGGCCUGGAAAGGUGGUCACACCAAAGCUUGGAGACCCCUGACCCAGUGCUUGAAGCCCAGUGACAGACAGUACCCUGCCCAGUCCCAGCUCCACCAUGGGGAGGAGCUUCAGGAGCAGCUGCAGUGGGCAAUGUGGGUUCUCAAAGUGUCGCCCCAGGAGACAGCCCAGGGAGCUUAUCUAAAGGUCCGAGCAUCAGGAAUGUCAUCAUUUCUACCCUGUCCCUUUACACAGCAGGGCCACAGCAAACCUUCCAGCUACUUCCGCUGUCCAGCCUGGCUACACACUGAGCUGGACCAGCCUCUCUGGGAGGAAGGCAGCACAGACGGCGGGAACACAAUUACCCAGAUUCCCCAGGAGAUGGCGAAGGAGGUGCUCCUGAUGGCUCAGAGCUGGGGAGGAGAGGAUGCAUCGUGGUACAUGGCUGUGGUGGUGGGAGAACUGGGUACAGUGGGGAAACAGGGCCCCAGCUGCUGCCCUGCCAGAGCAGGGACAGCCUGCAGCAGCCCCCAGGAAGGGCCGUGCUCAGUAUGUUGGGCACUUUGCAUUUUCACAUGCUCUCUUCUUUCCCUAUCUGGGUGUAUCAUGAGUUUGCCUUUCUUCUCACUUCCCCUCCUCUUUGGGGCUCAGUCACUAAGGUUUUGUCUUAUUCCAGCAGGGAAGAUAUUCCAGAUUUAGUAAAGCAGCAAUUUAGUAAAAUCAAGGACUCAUUUAGCUUCCAGGAGGAUGAGCUGAAGGAACCACUUACAUUUGUUUAAAUCCCCCAAAGUAUAAGUGACAGGGCUACAACCUCCUGAAGGAUAGCCAUUCAGAGUUAGCAAUAGCCUGCAGGGGAAGGGAGCUGCAUUUCCCUGGCUUUUAGGGGCCAGCUUCAAUCACACCUGUUCUAAUUAUCUUGCUCUCUUCUUGAAUAAAUUUAGUUAAGCAUUGUUUAACCUCAUUGAAAAAAUAAAUAAAAGAAGUCCCUUUAUGGAGUAUGUGGAAAAGGAAGAGAUAGAAUGGUCCCAAAAGCCUUUUAGAAAUUUCUUCUCGAGUAGAGCUGCUGGGCACUCCUGGCUCCUAAAUCCAUGGUGGGGCCACAUGGGGUCUCACUUUUUCAUUCUGGAUGUGAGGA
Manis pentadactyla (Chinese pangolin) is the source of this 4534-nucleotide messenger RNA. RefSeq lists its product as uncharacterized. The record is from RefSeq and is a predicted model, not a curated record. Gene Ontology annotation, biological process: cell-cell adhesion; cell migration. NCBI's taxonomy places the organism in Eukaryota, Metazoa, Chordata, Mammalia, Pholidota, Manidae. Gene Ontology annotation, molecular function: beta-catenin binding; actin filament binding. Gene Ontology annotation, cellular component: adherens junction; catenin complex.